AUGCCCGCGCUGGUCAUGACCAGGACUGUGGAGGACAUGUCCGUUGGAACAAUCCUCGAAAAUGCCGCCAGUCAUUUUUCGCACGGCUACGUGCCAACCUCUCCGGAAGCCCUCGGUGAUCAGCUUGUUCAGUCACAGAGUUACUCUACACAGACCUCGCUCAGCGGCACUCCAGGUACAAAGAUGCUGGCAACUAUUGUUGGCACUGGCAUGGACCUUUUGCUCACCACACACUUUGAAAGAGCUGUCUAUUUGACGCCUCGGGAUUUGAAGGAUACCUCCUGGUAUCGUCUGCAGCAUAUCGUUAAGCGUGAACGGGAACACGACGAGGACGUAAUGUCCGAUGAGCAACUUGAACCGCCGGCCUAG
This is a messenger RNA of Penicillium cosmopolitanum, 369 nucleotides long. RefSeq lists its product as uncharacterized. The transcript has 2 exons. Bases 1 to 369 code for a protein of 122 amino acids. The record is from RefSeq and is a predicted model, not a curated record. NCBI's taxonomy places the organism in Eukaryota, Fungi, Ascomycota, Eurotiomycetes, Eurotiales, Aspergillaceae.